CCUGCGCUGUCACUCAGCAUCGGCGAGCCGCUGCGGUCUGCGCGCUGACUGUGAGGGGCGGCCGGUUUCGGGGGCUUUGGCUGCCCUCGGACCCCAGUCGGAGGAGUGCGUGUGCGGGGUUGUGAGGAGAAGCCGGUGCCGCCAGUGGCUGAUGGCCGCGGUUGUGCCGCGCCUUCGGGGCUGACGCACACCGAAUGGAGCCGGCGCGCCGCUGAGCCGAGCCGGGGAGCUGGGGAGCCGGGAGUCGGGAUGGGUACCUCCGCUUCAUCCAUCGCCGCGGACACGGAGGCACGGGCCGGCCUCUCGGCCUCGGCUCCCCCGCUGUGGGGGCCCGCAGCCCUGAGCGCCCGUAGCCGCCAGCUGCAGCUGCCGAGGAGCCGCAGUAGAUAUGCAGAGUCAGGGACACUGCAAUUCACUUCCAUAGAGCGACCCGUUGUCUCUGUAGGCAGGACGGCUGCCUUUCACACAACAAGGCUAUUCAGAAAUCUGAUGGCAGAUGGGAAGAAGCUGUUCCUGAAUGGCAGAGUGGUGCUUUCAGGCUCCUGUACCUCCUCCCUGAUGACAGCAAUGAGAAGAGGGCAUGUUCUGAUACAUACUGGGAGUCCCUCUCAGGAGCCCGGUGCCAUGGCAACAACGAGUGAGUGGCCGUGUACCCGCUGUACUUUCCUAAACCCCAGCGUGCUGCGGCAGUGUUCCAUCUGUGAGGCACCGCGGGAGAGGCCGGACUUCAGCGAUAUUCUCCGUCUCAGCACCGAGGAGCCACAGUGGGCCUGCUCCCGCUGCACCUUCAGGAAUUCUGUCAACAAGAGCCAGUGCGACGUCUGCGGUUCCUUGCAGGCCCAUACCCCCCUCUCGCCUCCCGCGGCUGCGCCUAACGGGCACCCCAAGGGCCUGCCGGCGGCGGUGGAACACUGCGGCCUCCCCUGCCCACAGGAUGCCGCCGGGAGACUGGUCAACGGCGACGUCCGCGGUGGCUGCAGCGAGGGGGCCACGCCAGACGCCUCCAAAGCCUGGGCCUGCCAGCGCUGUACUCUUCACAACACACCCUCGGCGAACUCGUGCUCGGCCUGCGGAGGGCCCCGCAAGCUCUCUCUGCCCAAGAUCCCGCCUGAAGCCCUGGUGGUGCCUGAGGUGGUGACCCCGGCGGGCUUCCAGCUGCCGUCAGGCCCGGCGGCGACGGCGACGGCAGCGCAGCUCAGCGACCUGGUGGAGUCCGACGUGUCCCCCAUUCGCAGCACGGCUGCCGACGCCGAGAGCCCGCGGUCACCGGUCGUCAGCCCGCUCUCUCCGCUGAUCCAGAAUAAUCCGGUGCCACGAAGCCGCAGGGAGGUGCCGCCCGCUGCCAAAUUCCAGCCUCCCGCUCCGGAGGCCCCUGCCAUAGCCAGCAGCUCACCUACCUCCAGCCCCCCUGUCCCAGUGGCCAGGGGAGCACCCCAGGGACAAGUGAAACCUGCUGCAAAGCUCCAGGAACUUUUUUGCCCCAAGCGGCUGAGUGUUUUGGACGAGGAGAUGGAGGCUUUGCCCAGUCAGUGGAAGUGUGCGUCGUGCUCCCAGGCUAAUUCCGCAGCCGUGUCGAAAUGUGAAGCCUGCAGGACCAGCAAAGGUGGAGACGUCAUAGACCUAACGGGGGAUUCAGUGCGGUUCACUCCCUUCACUCCCUCCAGUCCAGACUUCACCACCUGGACUUGCUCAAAGUGCACCCUGAAAAACCCCACUGCUGUCCAGAAAUGCACUGCCUGCUGUACCUCGAAGCUGCAUGGUUUCCAAGAGCAUGGCCAUGCGGAACGAGGGCCGCGGUGCCCGGACUGUAAUGCGGAGAGGGGCUCCAGUGGCACAGCCUGCGCCUCGUGUGGGGGCAGGGCCCCGGCCGUGCGGAAGCCCAUCAAACUCUUCCCAGUGCUGCCGCCCUCCUCCCGGGAGAAGUCCAACGAGUGGUCCUGCCCCGCCUGUACUCUCCUCAAUGACCUGAAGGCAAAACACUGUGCAGCCUGCCACACUCCGCAGCAGUACCUAACCCUGAGGAAGGGCUCAAAGCCACUGAAGAGAAGGGAAAGCAUCCUGGUGGAAGCGAGGAGGAAGACGGACGAAGGCGAGGCCAAAGAGUUGUGGGAGAACAUCGUGAAGUUCUGCCAGGAGAACAAUGUGAAUUUUGUGGAUGACAGCUUCCCUCCAGGCCCACAAUCUGUCGGCUUCCCUGAAGGGGACAGUGUCCAGCAGCGGGUGAAGCAGUGGCUGCGGCCCCAUGAAAUCAGCUGCAACACUUUCAAAGAUCGGAACGUCAAAUGGUCCAUCUUCAGGACUCCGCGUCCCUCUGAUAUCUCCCAGGGACUGCUGGGAAAUUGCUGGUUUCUGAGCGCCCUCGCAGUACUUGCUGAACGACCGGAACUGGUGGAGAGGGUGAUGAUCACUCGGACCAUCUGCCUGGAGGGUGCCUACCAGGUGCGGCUCUGCAAGGAUGGGACCUGGAUCACCGUGCUGGUGGAUGACAUGUUACCCUGCGACGAAUACGGAUACCUUCUCUUCUCUCAGGCCCAGAGGAAGCAGCUUUGGGUGGCUCUGAUCGAGAAGGCCCUGGCCAAGUUGCACGGCUCCUACUUCGCUCUGCAGGCUGGGAGAGCCAUCGAAGGACUUGCCACCCUCACCGGUGCCCCCUGUGAAAGUCUGAUGCUGCAAAUCAGUUCAACGAACCCACGUGAGGAGCCCAUCGACACGGACCUCAUCUGGGUCAAAAUGCUGAGCUCGAAGGAAGCUGGGUUUUUGAUGGGUGCGUCUUGUGGAGGUGGGAACAUGAAAGUCGAUGACACAACAUACGAGACGAUGGGUCUGAGGCCCCGGCACGCUUACUCCAUUCUAGAUGUCCGAGAUGUACAGGGAUACAGGUUGCUGAGGCUGCGGAAUCCUUGGGGCCGUUUCUCGUGGAGUGGGAACUGGUCAGAUGACUGGCCGCACUGGCCGCAGCACCUGCGACACGAGCUGAUGGCGCACGGGAGCAGCGAGGGCGUCUUCUGGAUUGAGUACUCAGAUUUCAUCAAGUACUUUGAUUCUGUGGACAUUUGUAAAAUUAACUCUGACUGGCACGAGGUGCGACUCUCGGGCUCGUUCCCGAACCGGACGAAUGGGCCGAUAACUGUGACCGCACUGACCGUACUGGAGCGCACUUGCCUCGAGUUCCAGCUGUUUCAGGAGGGGAGCAGGCGAUCGGACACAUCUGACAGCCACCUGCUGGACCUGUGUAUCAUGGUUUUCCGAGCGUCGUUCUCCACCGGCAACCGGCUGAGCCUGGGCAGGCUGAUGGCACACAGCAAGCGGGCGGUGAAGAAGUUUGUGGGCUGCGACGUGAUGCUGGAGCCUGGCGAGUAUGCCGUCGUCUGCUGUGCCUUCAACCACUGGCAGAUGUCAAUGCCUUCGCCGUCGCUGUCCCCCGCCGCAGCAGUUUCAAGUCCCACCAGCAGUGGGCGAAGUUUGCCCGAGUUUCCUGGACACAUCCUGGCCGUCUACAGCUACAAACCGGUGAUGGUAGAACAGGUGAAUUCCCAGCCAACGACCCUGGCCGACGCAGUGAUCCUGCUGACGGAACACAAGGGAGAGAGGCACGAGGGCCGCGAGGGCAUGACCUGUUACUACCUGACCCACGGCUGGGCUGGGCUCAUUGUGGUGGUGGAGAAUCGACACGAUAAAUACUACCUCCACGUGUCAUGUGACUGCUCAGACAGCUUCAACGUGGUGUCGACACGCAGCAGCCUGAAGACGACAGACAGUGUUCCACCCUUACACAGGCAGGUGUUGGUGGUACUCUCCCAGCUGGAAGGCAACGCUGGCUUCUCCAUCACCCACCGGCUGGCUCACCGCAAAGCAGUGCAGCAUUCAUUGGGCGAAUGGUCCUCGACUAGGGGCACACACAGCCCCCCGCUCACGCCCGACGUCUCUGGCCUGCACUGCCCCCGGCCCUUGUGACGACAGCUGCUCCCCACCGUUGUCCCCGACCCCUACCCUCUUCUGUUGAGGUUGGGGUGGGUGGGGGAGACAGAUAUCACAUCUGCUCCAAUUUCUAAUCCAGGAAGGGGAAUCCACUUCACCAACAGCCGGUCUCCACCCUGAAGACCCCCAUCCCAGGGGGUAGGGUCUCUAAACCUUAUCUGGGGCCCUAUCAUCACCCCCCCGACUCAAAACUCAAAUCUCCCUCCCCCUGGGUUCAUCCUCCCCCCCCCCACCCAGGAUCAUUCCCAUUCUCCGGGAUCCUGGGAUUUCCUCUCCUAGAUCUCUCUCUGCCCUUCAAUCACAUACUUCCCUAGAUCACACCCUCCCUCAGUAUCGCCCCCUCCCUGGGUCCCUCUCCCACCCACCCACCCACCACCCCACUCCCAGGAUCCCUGGAUCCCAUCCUCUUGACUCCCACCCCAUCACCUUGAUCGCUAUCUCCAUUGCCGUUGCUGUGGUGACGGGUUGAAUCUCUCCCGGCCUAGCUGCACCAAGAGCCUCAGGAAUCCCUGCUCGCCAGCUUCCCUCCCAGACAUGAGAACCCAGCCCCUUCCCACACACCCCCACCUCCCCAAGCAUACCUUUGUAGAUUUGCUUUCAGAUUUUGACCACCCGGCCUCGCCUCAUCACCCCACCAAGGUGCCUCUGAACACACACAGCCAGAGUGGUGAUCAUCCUUAAUCAUAAACCCUGACACUCUCUUCUACGUAAGAAUUGAUAGUUUUUGUGAACAUUUUCAUAAAAUUCCAUGUUUCUGACACGUCUGCCCCUGUGACAGCUACUCAUUCCCGUACCUCACAAAGGCCCCUGUCCUCUCCUCAAACUCUGCACUACAAUCACAGUCCCCAGCCAGCCACACUCUGCUUGCUGUGAGUUUCUACAUGGUUAACGGGGUUGGCUCUGUGAGUUUCUACAUGGUUAAUGUGGUUAGUCUGUGAGUUUCUACGUGUAACGUGGUCACUCUGUGAGUUCCUACGUGGUUAACAUGGUCACUCUUUGAGUUUCUAGAUGGUUAAUGUGGUCACUCUGUGAGUUUCUAUGUGUAAUGUGGUCACUCUGUGAGUUUCUACAUGUAACGUGGUCACUCUGUGAGUUCCUACAUGGUUAACAUGGUCACUCUGUGAGUUUCUACAUGGUUAAUGUGGUCGUUCUGUGAGUUCCUACGUGGUUAACGUGGUCACACUGAGUUUCUACAUGGUUAACGUGGUCACUCUGUGAGUUUCUACGUGGUUAACGUGGUCACUCUGAUUUUCUACAUGGUUAACAUGGUCGGCAUCUAUGUGAAACUCACUGCUACAGCCAUGAUGUUAAUUUGGGGCGGUUUCCAAAGGGGUGUGGGUGUGUCCUGAUGCUCCAGUAUCAGUGAGAGGCUCAGGUACAGAUCCUGCCUCCCCUGGUUUAGAACAGGUUGUAUCCAGAUGAAGGAGUUUGAUGGAAACCAUGUUUGGUGGAAAAUGUUUUGGCACAGUAGAACAGUACAGAACCUUUGGCCCCCACAGCUUUGUGUCAAUCUUUCAACCUACUUUAUGAUCAAUGUAACCCUUUCCCUCACAUAACCCUUCAUUUAUCUAGCGCCUAAAUAUCUCUUAAAUGUCCCAGAUGUAUCGGCCUCUACCACCACCCCUGGCAGGGCGAUCCACACACCCACCACUCUCUGUGUAAAAAACCUACCUCGAACAUCCCUCCUCCAAUCUCCUUAAAAUGAUGCCUCCUUGUAUUAGCCCUUCCCACUCUGGGAAAAAGUCUCUGGCUGUCUACUCCAUCUAUGCAUCUUGUAAGCCUCUAUCAAGUCUCCUCUCAUCUUCCUUCACUCCAAAGAGAAAAACAGCUCACUCAGCCUAUCCUCAUAAGACAUGCUCUCUAAUCCAGGCAGCAUCCUGGUAAAUCUCCUCUGCACCUUCUCUAAAGCUUCCACAUCCUUCCUAUAGUGAGACGAAUAAUGUUCAUUGGACUAAAGCAUAAAGAAAAAACACAACUUAAAUGCGGCUGCAUCCAGUGAGUUAAGACAGACUCAGGUACAAGGCUAGUCAGGGACAUUACCGGGUUCAGGAGGCUGCUGUUAGCCAAGGUGCACACUUCGUAACUCACACUGCUCUGUAGUCAGUCCUCGAGUCGGUGCUGGUUAUUGGUGCAACCGGAUGUUACUGUGGUAAAUCUCCGAGUCCUGAACAGUGUCACCUAUACCCACAGCUGGCAUGGUCUCCGCCCAAUCUGAUAACGCACUGUGAGCACACAUUUAGUCUGAAUCUGCCUUUAAUGUGUUUGCUGCUGCCUCAGACGAGCUGUUACCUCACUGCUUUGCUCAGCCAUGUCUGGUUCUGUCUGUGUGGCGUUCACAGGCUCUCCCUGAAACCGUGUGGGUUACCUUGGAGGGCUCUGCUUUCCUCGGUCACUCAGUAAGACCAUCAUCACCACUGGGGCAAAGGCCGGCAACUGCAGCUCGCCACAGUCCUCUGACCUGGGCAAUCUUCCAAGUUGUCCCUGGGUUUAGCCCAUCUGCUUGGUUUCCCCCGGGGGGAGGGCUGGUUUCCUCUCAAAGAUGUGUGGGGGCACUGACUUAAUAAGGUGCCCCUCCUGUGUGGAUGAGGGGUAGAAUUUGGGGGGAAGAUUAAAGUUUAGCUUUAUUUGUCACAUGUACAGGGAAAUAUGUCGUUUGCGUCAACGACCAACCCAGUCUGAAGCCGUGCUGGGGGCAGCUCACAAGUGUCACCACACUUCCAGCAGCAACAUAGCACGCCCAUAGCUGACUAACCCUGACCCGUACGAAUGGACUGUGGGAGGAAACUGGAGCACCCACACAGUGAUGGGAGAACGCACAAACUGCGUCCAGGCUGCGGCCGGAAUUGAACGCCAGUCGUCGUUCGCUGGCACUGUGAAGCGAUACACCGGCCAGAGAAUAGUUACAGAGAUUGCUCUGUGAGUCAGCACAGACUGGGUGGUUUUCCUACGGGAAUGUGUUAAAUUGUGGCGAGCAUAGUUCUUUAAAUGAAUCUUUAUCGAAAGGUUGGGGCAGUAUCUUUCUGUCUCUGCCCAUUGUAACAAAAGGCUGGGGUGAGAUGUGAUCUGGUAACAACAGGGUGAUUUUGCUUUGCGGUAGAAAGGGAUUCCCCAAGGACGCAGGUAAAGUUGGCAGCCAGCUGAUCCCUCACUACUGUGGCUGGGUUUGUAAAUCUGAUCUAGUAAUUUGUUGUGGAUUGUUCACAGGAACUUUACUAAUUGUUUUAAUAAGAGCUUGAGGAUUUAUAAUCUCUUCUAAAACCUGGGAGAUUGUUUCUGUGGUAACUGAGCCCAAAAUGCACAGAAUGAUUCCAUCACUGGACCCCCUCCCCCCAACGCACAGCAUGCCUACGACAUACAGCAGGACAGAGGGUUACGUCCCAGCAAACCAAGACGUCCUAAAUCUCCGACAGAACUGCCCGUCCCCACCCUGUCACUGCUGCCACCGGUCAUCCCUCCUCAUGUUGUUCGUCCGCUGGCCGAGCUUCCCCAUCCCCACCCACUGUCCGUCCUGUCAGUGCGGCCUCAGGUGAGCUGAAUCUGAACCAGCCUGUGAGCACUUACAGAGCCAACUCUCCACCCUGUGACUGGAAAGCGACAACACCAAGAGUUUUAUCAAUUUUAGAGUCUAUAUAUAUAUAUAUAAAUAUAUAUAAAUAUAUAUAUAUGUAUCAUGUAGUUUCAAAAAUCUCAGGUUCCA
Molecule: messenger RNA, 7675 nt
Organism: Mobula hypostoma (lesser devil ray)
Lineage: Eukaryota; Metazoa; Chordata; Chondrichthyes; Myliobatiformes; Myliobatidae
Gene: capn15
Product: calpain 15
Exons: 14
Coding region: 250-3954 (1234 amino acids)
Biological process (GO): proteolysis
Cellular component (GO): cytoplasm
Molecular function (GO): calcium-dependent cysteine-type endopeptidase activity
Source: RefSeq, a predicted model, not a curated record